GCUUCAGUUGCUUGGGCGAUGCGUUGCUGAGCGGUCAUAGCCACCAAAUAGCCCGCCCAUUCCGCCGAUCCCGCGAUUCGUUCGGUUUUGCCCAGCGAUAGCCACCGGUUUUCAGCUUUGUUGGCUCUGCUGGUGUGCUUUUUUGCUGUGUUUUUUUUUGUGAUCCGCUUGGUUUUUAUUUACUUUUUUAUUUUUGUGCUGUUUUAUUUUUUGUGGUGCUGUUUUGUGUUGGCUUGCCGUAUUCACAGUGCUCGACGCACUCAAUAAACAUCAUCGAUACGUAUACGUAUUCCCUUAUCAGAGACCGAAAAAAGGUCGUGUCAAAGGUGCGUUUGAUAAGGCGGACAGCGGAAAGUGGUCAGUGCUGACUGAAGAUGAUCUUGGCGAGAGGGAACUUCCUUCUGGGCCUCCUGGUACUGGCAACAUCCGCCCAGCUAACAGUUGGGGAUGAGGGUGAUGCGUGCACGUUGAAGUCGGACAUUCCCGGAAUUUGCCGCGCUUCCUCGGCCUGUGACAAUAUCGAAGGAUACCUCAGGUCGGGGGCACUGUCCACCAGCCAGGUGCCGAGCUGUGGUUUCGGGGCGCGCGAGGAGAUCAUCUGCUGCCCCACCGUCGCCUGCUGUUCCACUGACCGAGCUCCCGAGGUCCAGGUCCCUGCCACGAGCUCUGAACGCAGCAGGCUACCCGAUCCAGAUCCAGAGCCGAAACCACUGCCUCCCACGACCACCGAACGGAUAAAGGAAUCUCGACUGGACGAUAACCAGAACUUCUUUGACUUCAACAAGAUACUUAGCACCACGGUCAAGCCACAGAAGACCCACGAGUCCUUGAAGAUGCCCACCCACCAGUCCAUGAAUAAGCCCGACCACCAUUUCACGAAUAUGCCAACCCACCAAUCCAUGAAUAUGCCAACCCACCAAUCCAUGAUUAUGCCCAACCACGGGUCCAUGAAUAUGCCCACCCACGAGUCCAUGCAGAACAUGGGUGCUUGGGGAAUAUCUCAUCCUACACCCACACACCCGCAGUGGGGCUGGGAAAACCGAGAGCCCCGGAUUGUAAAUCGCCCGUUGACCACGCCCCGCUCGAGACCGCAAAGGCCGCAGAAUCCUGAUCCAGGCUUUAAUAACAACAAUCUUAUCCACUUGGUCAACGACCGAUUGCGGCAGCAGGGAAUGGAGAUCGAGCCAGCCCGGGAAGUGCCCAUGGAACCCCAAGCCCCGCCCGCCCCCACGCCGAUGCCCACAAAUGUGAUGGAUCCAUUCGAGCCCUACAAAUUCCGGGGCCAGGACAGGGACGUGGAGCCCCAACCAGAACCUUGGAAGGAGCCGAGCAACGAUCUGGACGCGACACCCAGUCCCAGCGCCUUAACUCCAGUCGAGAUGCGUUCGACGACGCCCAGCACCAGUCCUUCGCGCGUUAAUGUCCCGGAUAAUGAGCGACCAGCUGCGUUAGCCUGUGCGAGGAUCCGGUCCGGCGACAGGCCCCUAACCGUUCACAUCCUGGGCGGCAUACCCGUGGCCCUGGGAAUCUAUCCUCACAUGGCGGCCAUUGCAUACAACACCUUCGGGACCGUGGAGUUCCGCUGCGGCGGAUCGCUCAUCGCCAGUCGCUUCGUCCUCACUGCCGCCCAUUGCGUCAAUAGUGACAGCACUACACCAGCCUUCGUCCGUUUGGGUGCCGUGGCUAUCGAGAAUCCCACGGCGGGCUAUCAGGACAUCAACGUGGUUGACAUCCAGAUUCACCCGAACUAUACGAGCAGUAGUAAAUACAAUGAUAUCGCCAUCCUGGAACUGGCUGAGGAUGCGAAAGAGUCCGACACCAUUCGUCCUGCCUGCCUCUACAUAGAUCGCGAUGGUCCACCCCCUGACUCGAAAGUUUAUGUCGCCGGUUGGGGCGUUAUGAAUGUGACUAAUCGGGCCAGGUCGAAGAUCCUGCUGCGGGCUGGUCUGGAUCUGGUGCCUGUGGACAAGUGCAAUGCAUCCUUUGCCGAGCAGCCGAGCACCAUCCGGGCCUUGAAGCGGGGUGUGAUCGAUUCGCUGCUGUGUGCGGCGGAUAAGAAGCAGGUGAAGGACGCCUGCCAGGGCGAUUCCGGGGGUCCGCUCAUACUGGAGACGGACGAGGUGGACGGCUUGUACUCGAUCCUGGGCGUAAUCUCCGCGGGCUUCGGCUGCGCCACCAAGACCCCGGGCCUCUACACGCGAGUGAGCUCCUUCCUGGACUAUAUCGAGGGUAUUGUGUGGCCGGCAAACCGGGUGUGAGGAUUCUUUUGAUCUGCAAUAAACUUAGUUUGAACGGA
This is a messenger RNA of Drosophila suzukii, 2296 nucleotides long. It is a transcript of the gene Hayan, whose product is annotated as hayan. The record is from RefSeq and is a predicted model, not a curated record. Gene Ontology annotation, biological process: proteolysis. Gene Ontology annotation, molecular function: serine-type endopeptidase activity. Lineage: Eukaryota; Metazoa; Arthropoda; Insecta; Diptera; Drosophilidae.